AUGAGUGGUUCGUCCAAUAGAAGUGACGACAAGGACUUUAAGUCUAUCUCCAUUGAAGCUAGGGUAUCUACAGAGGCUGGGUCUGCAGUGGAUAUAAGAAAUGUUAAUAGUCAUAUUCGUUCCAUUCGUUCAAAGACAGGUGCAGGUGAAGUUAAUUAUAUCAACUCUGCCACAUCGGUGACAGACAAUCAGCUCUUAGCGGAGAUUGGUUAUAAACAAGAAUUAAAGAGACAAUUUAGUACAUUCCAAGUUUUUGGUAUUGCAUUUUCAAUUAUGGGGCUUCUUCCAUCCAUUGCAUCAGUGAUGGGUACAGGUAUAUCUGGUGGUCCGACAACAUUUGUAUGGGGAUGGUUUAUAGCCUCAAUAUUUACAAUAUUUAUUGGUAUUUCGAUGGCAGAAAAUGCAAGUGCAAUUCCAACUGCAGGCGGUUUAUAUUAUUGGACUUAUUAUUAUGCCCCAGAAGGAUUUAAGAAGGUAAUUUCCUUUGUCAUUGGUUGUUCCAAUUCUCUAGCUUUAGCAGCAGGUUUAUGCUCCAUAGAUUACGGUCUAGCAGAAGAAAUCAUGGCGGCUGUGGUUCUUACAUUUGAUGGUGACUUUGACGUUACAAGUGGUAAAUUAUAUGGUAUAUUUGCUGCUGCUGUCGUAGUUAUGGGAAUUUGUACUUGCAUCUCCUCUGGUGCAAUUGCCCGUAUGCAAUCUUUCAGUAUUGCAUCUAAUCUUUUCAUUAUUGUUUUGCUAUUUAUUGCCUUACCAAUAGGUACUAAACGUAACAGAGGUGAAUUUAAUGACGCCAAAUUUAUAUUUGGUAAAUUUGAAAACUUUAGUGAUUGGAAUAGUGGUUGGCAAUUCUGUAUGGCAGGAUUUAUGCCAGCAGUCUGGACCAUUGGUUCAUUUGAUUCUUGUGUUCAUCAAUCAGAAGAAGCCAAAGAUGCAAAGAAAUCCGUACCCAUUGGUAUCAUUGCAUCGAUUGCCGCCUGCUGGAUUUUGGGAUGGUUAAUCAUUAUCGUUCUCAUGGCAUGCAUCGAUCCAAAUCUAGAAAAUGUUGUUGAUACUAAAUACGGUUUUCCCAUGGCUCAAUUGAUUUAUGAUUCCCUAGGAAAGAGGUGGGCAAUUACAUUUAUGUCACUUAUGGCAUUUUGCCAAUUUUUAAUGGGAUGCUCAAUCUGUACAGCGAUUUCGAGACAAAUUUGGGCCUUUUCUCGUGAUGAUGGUUUGCCGCUAUCAAAAUACAUUAAAAUUGUUGAUAAACGUUAUUCUGUGCCAUUCAAUGCCAUUAUAGCAGCAUGUGUCACCUGUUUAGUCCUGGGUUUAUUAUGUUUGAUCGAUUCCACGGCAGCUAAUGCCCUAUUUAGUCUGGCUGUGGCAGGAAAUUAUUUAGCCUGGAGUAUACCCACAUUGUUAAGAUUUACAACGGGAAGAGAUCUAUUUAGACCCGGACCAUUUUAUUUAGGAAAACCCUUAUCAGCGAUUGUUGGUUGGACCGGUAUCUGUUAUGAAUUUUUUAUAAUAAUUAUGGUGAUGUUUCCCACCCAGAAAAACGGAAUCAAUAAGACCAACAUGAAUUAUGCUUGUGUCAUUGGGCCUGGUAUUUGGUUUUUGAGUUGGAUAUAUUAUAUCGCAUAUAAGAAGAAGUAUUUCCGUGGUCCAAAAACAAAUCUGUCAGAGGACGAUUAUGAAGAAAUGGUUGCUAUUGACAAUAUAGAUGAAAUCAUGAUGUCCAAAAUUAUUUAG
Messenger RNA from Naumovozyma castellii, 1731 nucleotides. It is a transcript of the gene UGA4, whose product is annotated as Uga4p. The transcript has a single exon. The record is from RefSeq and is a predicted model, not a curated record. The coding region runs from base 1 to 1731 and encodes 576 amino acids. Lineage: Eukaryota; Fungi; Ascomycota; Saccharomycetes; Saccharomycetales; Saccharomycetaceae.